Cyclocybe aegerita is the source of this 426-nucleotide messenger RNA. Lineage: Eukaryota; Fungi; Basidiomycota; Agaricomycetes; Agaricales; Hemipholiotaceae. The record is from the annotation of a GenBank genome assembly.
AUGGCACGCCCUCCUUACCGCCAAAUCACUCCAAGCCUUUCUUCAGAAUUUUCCGACAUCGUCCUCAAAAGCAACUCUCAAGACCUAAUUCAAACUCAAACAUCGAAUCCCUACUCGACGCAACCUAGCUCGCAGAACCGGUCCCGAAAUGGCAGUGUCAGUUUGUCCACACCUGCCCGGCCGAUGUCGAUCAAGAAUCCUAGCCCCUUGUCGGUCUAUGAGUGGACCCCUUCGCCAUCCAAAGCUCAGGACGAUGGUUCAAACAUGCCACUGCUGUUCUCAGAUGGAGAGGCAGAUGCUGGAUUGGCCAAGGCAAAGCCUCCACAAACAGCGGGCCUCAAGUACUCACACUCGGACCCAUUUGGCGAUCAACUAAAUGGACGCUACACGAUCGUGCUCGACGACCCAGAGCCCACACCCGAAUAA